AUGGCAGGCCGGCAAUUGUGGGUGCGAGUGGGAGUGGACGGCAGUGACUCAGUCUGCCGCCCGCUGCUGCUGGAGGGCGGCACGCGGCUGGCCUUCCCUGUCUCAUACGUAGCAGGGGGGAGCAGAUGUGAACGGGAAAGGGGGGCCGAGGCCAUGGCUUUGCAAGGGCUCAGAAUGGGGUGGGGAGAGGACGGGGCGACAGGGGUGGGGCUGCAAGGGGUGGCGGCCGUGGAAGGGGGGGCAGCGCGGGUGCACGGGACAGUGCUGCUAGAGGUGGUUCGAGAGGGGCGCAAGCACCGGCUUGUGCUUCGCUCCCUCGUUUCAAUCGUCAACGCCUCGCACACGCCCCUGCUACUCCAAGCUCAUCACUCCCACCGCCCCGAUCUGCCUGUGGAAGACGUGGGGGUGUGUGGUGCCAAGAGCACUCUGCACCUUCCGCUGCACCUCACCUCGUCCACCUCCCUCCGCUGGCGACCAGUGCAGGGGCCGUGGGCGUGGAGCGAGGAGACCAGGCUCGAUGAUGCUGUGCUGGCCCCCGCUGCUGCCACUGUCACUUGCACUGGCACCAGUGGGUUGGAUAUUACUGGCAGCAACAGCAGCAUGAGUGCUAUCACCAGCACUGGUAGUGGCGGCGGCACCGGUGGUGUGGCACCGUUGCUGACCCGCUCUGCUUCGUCCUCUUCCAUCUCCACUCCCGGAAUUGCUGCCUCUCUUGACCUGCUUCCGCCCUCCUUCUUCUGCCUCUCCCUCACCGCCUUCCAAUCGCCUCUGCCUCUCAGCUUACCACCCGUGGCACCCUCGCAUUGCCCCAUCGCUCGGACGCCUGUCACCAGUCCACCUCACGAGGCCACCGCUGCUGCCCACCGCUCCCACUCGCCUCCCCUCACCGCCACCAGCCGCCCAAAUCCCAGCAGCCCCCCUCACACCCUCCGCCGUAUUUCGUCCUCUAGCGCCGAUGCCGUCGCCAUUGCAGCAGCUGCUGCAGCCCAAGCUGCUGCUCUCCUAGCCAAUCCGCACCUUCCUGCUCCUACUGCCACGUCAGCAGGCACUGCCAUCGUGGCAACAGCAAACAAUGGCGCCACAUCACCCCCAACCACUAGCCCCUCUUAUCCUCUAUCCAGGAGCGGCAGUGCUGCCAGCAUCGGCUGCCUUUCUCCUGUGUUCGCCUCCUCUGCUGCACCCAUGGAUAGCCGAAGGGCAGGAGGCAGGAGAAACAGCAGAGGAGGGGGUGACGUAUGGUGGGCGGUGGGUGGGGAGGGAGAAGUGGAGAGGAGGGAGAGGGGAGGAGGCGGAGGAGGAGGAAGAGGAGGAGAGGGGGGUGAGGCAAUGGAAGAGGGCAUGGCGUGGGAGCAGCAGCUGUGCCUCGCAGCGCCUCUUGUGUUGAAGAAUCUUCUGCUCGUCCCGGUUACUGGCUCAUCAGUGGAGGUGUUUGACUUCGCCGCCCACCACACCCUUCACGCCACACUGAUCGUCCCCGGUUUCCUGGAAUCCCCACCUCUGCUGCUUCCCACGCCUCCUGCUGACAGCAACAACAGCGGGCGGCAAAAGGGACAGAAGAGGGGAUGGAAGGGGAAAGAAGGAGAGGAGGGGGAGAAGGGGCAGAGGGAAGAGUGGCAGCAGCACAAGGAGGAAGAGCUGCUGCUCACUCGCGUCACAGGUCCCCCCGUGCCCCUGCACCUGAUCCACCUGCACCGCCCUGCCUCUGCCUCCCGCUGCCUGCACCUGCUAGCCCCCUUCACCAUCGUCAACGCCACCGACCUCCCCCUCUGCCUCUCCGACGCGCACCUCCUCGCCACGCCCUCCUCCCACCUCUUCCUCCCCCCGCACCCCGCCCUUCUCACAAGCGACAGCCUGGCAGCUGCCACGUCAGCAUCUCAUCUGACUGCAUUGGUGGCGAGCGGCGUGCCGCUUGUGCCAGCUGGCAGCGCAGCAGGGGGCGGUCCAGUGGGAGGGUUGGCUGCUGUGCUUCCUGGGAUGAGUGGAGGAGUGAGCGUUGCUGCUGAUGGCUCGCUGUCACACGGCCCUGCAGCCGCAAACUUGGGAGCUGGGGAAAGGGGUUCAGGAUCGAGAGGCGAGCGCAGGGCAGGAGGGAGCGAGGAGAUAAGCCAGGGAGGAGGAACGCUGCAACCCCCUAUGGCUCUGUUCACUCCAGCCCCCCCUGCACCCGCUCUUGAUGCCGACUCUGCUGCUUCUGGGGCCACAGCAGGGCUGCACCCCACCCAGCCAGCACUUGUGCUGCGAGUGGGGGGUACUGCUGCUGCUUCUUCUACUACCACAGCUGCUGGUCUGGGUGGUGCUGGCAGUAUGCGCUCGCUCAAUGACCCCCCGCCUUCCACCGUGCCUGAUUGGAGCCACGUGUCGCUCUCUGGUUGGUCGGCAGCUAUCCCAGUGGAGCCAACAGGGGGAGUGGCAGAGGUGUUGAUUCCACAGCAAGCAGGGAACAGCAGCAGUGGUGGCGGUGGCAGUGGCAGUGGUGGCGGCAGCAGUGGUGGUGGUGGUGGUGGAGGUGCAUUCGCACUGAGUCUCACCUGCCAUGACACCCUUGGUGCCUCUGCUGGCCGUGCCAAGACCGUCACCCUUCGCCCUCGGUACGUGCUAGCCAACAGCCUGUCAGCGGACAUACGGGUGAAGCAGCACGGCACGGACCGGCACGUUCUCAUCAAGGCUGGGGGCAACGCACCCAUCCACUUCACCAAACUGCAGCGUCGCCUCUACCUGUCGCUGCGCCUGGCUGACAGCAGCUGUGAGUGGUCGGGUGCCUUCCGCCCCUCCCAGCUAGGCGACACUCAGCUCAAGCUGCGUUGCUCCCCCUCCCCCUCCUCCUCGCCGUCCUCGCCCCUCGCCCUUACUCGCAUCGUGAGGGUCGACGUGUCGCUCGCCGAACCCCACCUGCCACACCCUGCUGCCGCUGCCACUGCCGCUGCCGCCACGCAUACAACCGCCACUGCUUCUACCACUGCUGCUGCCAGUGCUGCGACAAACGCCAGUGGAGGCGGCAGCAGCAGUGGUGGGAUCUCUGGGGGCACUGAGGCAGCGAGGGUUGGCAGCGAUGAUGGCAGCAGCAGGGGAGGCGAGGGCAGUGGCAAGUGGAGUGGGGGAGGCACGUACCUGGUGGUGGUUGGGGAGGACGACUCUGGCUUCAUGCCCUUUCGCAUUGACAACUGCUCCCGCGAGGUGCUGCGCUUCUACCAGCGCGGGUGCGAGGGGCUGGGCCACACUGACUCCCUCAAACCCUUUGCCACUACGCCCUACGCAUGGGACGAACCCUGCCGCCCACACCGCCUCGUGCUUGAGGUACCAGGGGAGGGCGGCAGCAUGGGUCACUUCCCUUUGGACCAAGUGAAGCACUUCCCGCUUGUCGUCCUCCCUGCUACCCCUCAGUUCCCCUACGUCAUCCUGUGCCUCUGUCCGGCUGUCCUCCCUUUCCCUGCCUUGCCUCCCGUUCCCCUCUUCACCUUUUCUUGCCUCUCUGCACUCACAGAGGGAGCAGCGGCGCCUGAGAGUAUCCGUGUGCUCUCUGUGUGUGACAUCGACCUCUUCCCUCCUCCCUCCUCCUUCCCCCCUCUCCGUCUUAACCACUCCACCAUGCCACGUCACGCUGAGCUGGCACCCAGUCAGCACCGCCAAUCGUGGAGUCUCUCCUCCAAAUCCCCCACCGUGCCCCAGUCUUCCUCCUCCUCUCUACUCGAAUUUCUCCUGAGUGUGCGCAUCCCCCUUAUAGCACUCUCCGUUAUAGACGCUCGCCCUCAGGAGCUACUACUGCUCUCCCUACAUCGCCUCUCCAUCUCCCUCUCCCGCUCCGCCCACCAACACUCCCUCUCCUUCCUCCUCUCCCACCUCCAACUCGACAACCAACUCCCCAACGCCCUCUUCCCCAUCCUCCUCGCCUCCUCCUCCCCUCCUCCUCUCUCCCUCACUCACUCCACGCCAUCACCCUUCUCUUCACCCUCACCCUCCCCUUUCUCCAUGCUCCACCCAUCCCACACCCCACCAAGCCUCAUGCUGCUACAAGCUGCACUACAAUCGCCCUCCCUGCUGCUCUCCUCGGUUUUCCACCACACAGCCCAACACCACCGUGAAGCUCCUUCCCACAAUUCCCUCCUGCAAGCGCCGGGCCAAGCCAGCCUGCAAGGGGGGGAAGCAGCGGUGGCAGCAGAGGUGGUGGCGUGGCGGCAGAGAGUGGGCUCUGUACUCUGUGUGGAGAGCGUGAGGGUCGGCCUCGCCGCCCUCUCCCUAGAGCUCGAGGAGCAUCUGCUGCUGCGCCUGCUGGACUUCUCCCGCACGUGCAUCGCUGCACUCUCCGCACUCGGCCACCCUUCGCCUUCCUCUCCGCCCCAUGCCCCCUCUCUUGCCUCCGGCACCAAGGCUGUGGAGAGAGGAAGAGCCGGAAAUGCUGGCGGGGGAAGGGGGCAGGGACGGGAGGGGGUGAGGGGAGUAGCUGGAGCACAGGCAGGGAGGGGAGGUGGAGAUAAGGAGGACAAAAAGGAGGGAGGGCAGCAGGGGCAGGAGCAUAUGCAGCGAGUGUACAUCUGGUGCAGUGGCGCAUCAGUGGCAGCGGUGGGGGUGGUGGGCGGGCACGGCAUGAACACAUCUCCCCACAUUCCAGGCACGGCCAACAUGUACAUAGAGACCAUGGCCGUCCGCCCCAUGCACAUCACCAUCAGCUUCGCCAGUGCACCAUGGGCCGCGGAGCAGAGCAGGGGGGCGGCAGCGCAGGGGGUGUUGGGGGCGCUGGGAGCAGUGGUGCAGCGGAGUGUGCUGUCUCUGGCGGACGUGCAGGGGGCGCCGCUGGGGCUGUCCGCGUGGCAGCUGGAGCAUUUUUUCGGGGGAACGGCAUCGCUGGGAGCGAGGCUUGAGAGGCACUACACGCUGCAGCUGCUGCAGGCGCUGUACAAGGUGGUGGGAUCAGCAGACUUCCUGGGCAACCCGGUGGGGCUGCUCUCGUCCCUCUCUGCCAGCCUCUGGGACCUGCUCGCCUCGCCCACCCACACACUGCUCAUGCGCCGGAAGCUUCCUCUGCGCUUUGUGUCCUUCUUUCAUUGCCCUGCAGAGCCCGGCAGGGUUCGCCAAGGGGGUGUGGGCAGGGUGGACGAGUCUGCUGCGCACCACCCUCUUCGCUCUCUCACACUCCGCCUCCCGCAUGUCCCAUGCCGCUUCCAAGGUGCGAUCCGUCCGUUCAAUAACUCUCAGGUUACUUUGUCGCACGGGCCUGCUAGUGAUGCUCCUCAUCCCUCCCUUGAGACGUCUCUAAGGCCUGCUGUGCUGCGCACCACCUUCUUUGCUCUCUCGCACUCCGCCCCCCGCAUGUCCCAUGCCACUUCCAAGGUAACAAUCCAAUCAGCAGAAGCCAACGGGUGGUGGCACUGCUGCACUCUCCUGGCAUGGCUGCUUGCCUUCCUUCUCUGCUCCGCUCUCUCCCCGGUUUUCCUGCCUGCCAUCUCUCCACCAUCUUUGCAUUUCCCACCAUCUUCCUCUGGUUUCCUUCCUGUCUCCAUGGCGUGCCAUGGCAUGGCAUGGCAGGGGAUGGCAUCAUUGGCAUGGGACGAGGAGAACGAGGAAGGCAUGGAGCGGGCGGGGCAGGCAUGGGCCCCUCACGCCUCAGACGAAGCCUCCUUCUUCGCCUCACUUAUACAGGGCGUGACAGGCCUCUUGGACCGUCCAAUCAGGGGUUGGGAGAGGGGCGGUCUCCCCGGCCUUGCAUCUGGUCUGACGCAGGGAGUGUUGGGAGUGGUGGCACGACCAGCAGCAUCGGCACUGGCACUAGCAGCAAAAACAGCAGAGAGCAUCCGCAACGUGGCGCGUCCCCCCGGCCCCUCCCAGGCUCUGCACCCGCUGCGCCUGCCAAGGCAGCUGAGUCCAGGCCGCCCCCUCGCCCCCUACUGCCACUCCCAAGCCGCUGCUCAAGCUGCUCUGGCUGAGGCUGCAGGGGGGGCGUGGCGAGACGAGGAUGCCCUGGCAUGCUUCGAAGUGGCCCCUGCACCAUCAGCACCAGCAUUGGUACCAGUAUCAGCAUCGUCAUUGCCUGGCUCGCCAGUGGCACCAGAGGAGGCGUUCGUGAUUGUCACACCAUCGCACAUGCUGCACGUGUGGAGGGUGGCAGCAGCGGGGCGGCACAGCAGGAGCCAGAGAGCCAGCCAAUGGCAGGUGGCGUGGGCGGUGCCUCUAAGGGACGUGAUUGGCUGCUGCAGCAUGUUACCCAUUGAAUCACAAGUGCAGCGUGGGAGCAAGCAUGCAGCAGAAGGGAGUGAGCAUACAGCAUGUGCCACUGAAACAGCAGUAGCAGCAGAAGAAGAGAGCAAUGCAUCAGGCCAUGCGUCAACACCACAUCCUGCUGCCUCCAUCUCUCCUGCCACUGAUGCAAUUCAAGCUCAACCCAUGUUGCCGCCCACAACACUGCCGCCCGUCCCUGUGGAUGGAGGGGCUAGUGAGGCUCACGCUGCAAGCAUGGACGCCAGUGGAUCCUCCACAGUUGUUGUCAUGGAGCUUCCGGCUGAAGGCACAGGAUUGGCUUCACUGCAUGGACGGACCCUCCAGCUCUCCACAGCUGAGGAGGCUCAAGAAUUUAUUCAGCUUAUGAAGGUCACCACCAAUGCUCAAGGAAAGGCGGCUCAGCUCAUCAUGUCCCGAGGCCAUCUGCUCUUCCCGCAGGCGCGCCGUGCGGCCGCCGCGGCGUGCAGGGUGGACGCGCUGGUGCCCGCAGCAUCAGCAGCGCCGCGCAGCGGCGGGCGGCUGUUCAGCUCGUCGAGCUCCGCGCCGCCGGCGGACGGCGACGCGCCGAAGGCAGAGCUCACGCCGGUGCAGGCGGAGUGGGCGAAGCGCGCGUCCAAGGAGAUCAAGGGCGGGGAUGCGUUUGAGGAUCUCAAGACACUCUCGCCUGAGGGCAUCUGGAUCAAGCCGGUCUAUUCCUACUCCGACGUGCCCGAGGAGUCAAAGACGGAGAUGCCGGGCGUCUUCCCAUUCUCGCGCGGCCCCUACGCAACUAUGUACACGCAGCGCCCCUGGACCAUUCGCCAAUACGCCGGCUUCAGCACGGCGGAGGAGUCGAACGCGUUCUACCGGCGGAAUCUGGCGGCGGGGCAGAAGGGUCUGUCCGUGGCCUUCGACCUCGCCACGCACCGCGGUUAUGACUCCGAUCACCCGCGCGUGGUGGGAGACGUGGGCAUGGCGGGCGUGGCAGUGGACAGCGUGGAGGACAUGAAGGUGCUCUUCGGGGGCAUCCCGCUCGACAAGAUGUCCGUCUCCAUGACCAUGAACGGCGCCGUGCUUCCGGUUAUGGCGUUUUUCAUCGUUGCUGCUCAGGAGCAAGGUGUGGACUUAGCCAAGGUGUCAGGCACGAUUCAGAACGACAUCCUGAAGGAGUACAUGGUGCGCAACACGUACAUCUACCCGCCCGCGCCGUCCAUGCGCGUGGUGGGCGACAUCAUGGCGUACACGUCAAGGCACAUGCCCAAGUUCAACUCCAUCUCCAUCUCGGGUUACCACAUGCAGGAGGCGGGUGCUGACUGUGCUGUAGAGAUGGCGUUCACCAUUGCGGACGGCCUGGAGUACAUUCGGUGCGGCAUGGAGGCGGGCGUGGGCGUGGACGAGCUGGCUCCGCGCUUCUCCUUCUUCUGGGCCAUCGGCAUGAACUUUUACAUGGAGAUCGCCAAGAUGCGGGCAGCACGGCGUGUGUGGGCCAAGCUAGUCAAGGAGAAGUUCAAUCCCAAGAAUUCCAAGUCGCUCGUCCUCAGGACGCACAGCCAGACGUCCGGCUACUCACUGACCGAGCAGGACCCAUACAACAACGUGAUCCGCACCACAGUGGAAGCCAUGGCGGCCGUGCUGGGCGGCACCCAGUCCCUCCACACCAACGCCUUCGACGAGGCCCUCGCCCUCCCCUCCGAGAUGAGCGCGCGCAUCGCCCGCAACACCCAGCUGAUUCUCCAGGAGGAAACGGGUAUUACCCAUGUGGCGGACCCGUGGGGCGGGUCGUUUAUGAUGGAGGCGUUGACUGCAGAGCUUGAGCGGAAGGCGCUGGAGAUCAUAGAGGAGGUGGAGGCGGCAGGCGGCAUGACCAAGGCCAUCAUGUCUGGCAUGCCCAAGCGGAAGAUUGAAGAGUGCUCUGCUCGCAAGCAGGCGCGAGUGGACAGCGGGCUGGACGUGGUGGUGGGGGUGAACAAGUAUCGCCUCAAGGAGGAGGAGGGAGUGGAGCUGAGGCACAUUGACAACGCUGCUGUGCUCAAGAGCCAAGUCAAACGCCUGGGGGAGCUCAGGGCCUCCCGAGACAAUGAAAAAGUGAAGGCAGCACUGGCAGCGCUAACAGCAGCGGCAAAGAGCACGGAGCGCGGCGAGGGAUGCAACUUGCUGACCCUCGCAGUGGAGGCGGCGCGAGUGCGGUGCACCCUGGGGGAGAUCAGUGACGCGCUCGAGGCAGAGUGGGGCCGCCACGUUGCCGACUCCACCAUCUCUACUGGCGCCUACAGGGGCGAGUACGGGCGUGCAACUGGCGGCCAGGAGACCGAGGAGCUAGCAGCAGUGAAGGCAGCCGUAGAAGCCUUCGAGAAGAGCACCGGGCGGCGCCCGCGUGUGCUCAUCGCCAAGAUGGGGCAAGACGGGCACGACCGCGGCGCCAAGGUGGUGGCCACGGGCCUGGCAGACCUGGGAUUCGACAUCGACAUCGGCCCGCUCUUCCAGACGCCAGCAGAGGUCGCACGGCAUGCCAUGGAAGCUGACGUGCACGUGGUGGGUGUGAGCUCGCAGGCUGCUGGUCACAAGACGCUGGUGCCUCAGCUGCUGGACGAGUUGAAGGCGCAGGGGAUGGAGCGCGUGCUGGUGAUUGCGGGGGGAGUGAUUCCCCCGGAUGACUACCAGUUCCUGUUUGACAAGGGCGUGGGGGCUAUCUUUGGCCCGGGGACCCGCAUUCCCAAGUGCGCGCUGGAGAUUCUCGAAAAGAUCAAGCCGGAGGCUUAA
Messenger RNA from Closterium sp. NIES-65, 8949 nucleotides. The record is from the annotation of a GenBank genome assembly. Lineage: Eukaryota; Viridiplantae; Streptophyta; Zygnematophyceae; Desmidiales; Closteriaceae.